AUGCAUACGUAUAAAUCGGUCUAUCCUGAUGGAAUACAGGUACAAGAGGGAAUUAAAGAGUUUUGGGAAGGGUUUUAUGGGGUUAGUGAUUUAGAGGGGGAGGAGGAGGAGGGGCAUUUGGUGUAUGCGGAUCAAUUUACUGAGGAUGCGGUGUUGGUUAUGGGGGUUAAGAGGGUUAGGGGGAGAGAGGAAAUCCUCGCUUUCAGGAAAUCCAUGUGGGAAAAAGUAGCAAGUCGUUUGCAUACUGUGCAUAAGAUUUUUUCUUUUGGACAGGAUUCUACUGAGGUUAUGUUGUUUGGGAAUGUGGCUUAUGGAUUGAAAGAUGGGAGAAAAGCAGAUGUUGAAUGGGCUGGCAGGGCAAAAUUGGUUCAGGAGGGUGGGAAAUGGAAGUUGGGGUUUUAUCAGGUUUAUUUGGAUUCGGCUGCUGUGCAGAAUGCUAAAUAG
Messenger RNA from Sclerotinia sclerotiorum 1980 UF-70, 444 nucleotides. RefSeq lists its product with no specific name. The record is from RefSeq and is a predicted model, not a curated record. Bases 1 to 444 code for a protein of 147 amino acids. The transcript is spliced from 6 exons. Lineage: Eukaryota; Fungi; Ascomycota; Leotiomycetes; Helotiales; Sclerotiniaceae.